Soboliphyme baturini is the source of this 3642-nucleotide messenger RNA. Lineage: Eukaryota; Metazoa; Nematoda; Enoplea; Dioctophymatida; Soboliphymatidae. The record is from the annotation of a GenBank genome assembly.
AUGAAGUCACGACCUGUGAUCCUUCUGGAUAUGCUCACCUUCGGCCUGAUGUUUUUGUUUCUUCUUUAUCAGAGUUUACCCUCGGACGGAUGCUAUGCGUGGCCAAAAGAUGAAAAGGAUCCAUGUCUGUCGGUUUAUUGUCAGCAUGGAUCGAAGUGUGUAGUAUCCGCUGAUGGCAAGAUCGCACAGUGUAUUUGUCCGGACAAGUGCCCCCGUUUUGGCGAUAACAGAGGAUCUAGGCCAUUAUGUGGAGAAGACGGAGUGGACUACGAGUCGCUUUGCGACCUACAACGCAGUUCGUGCAAUUCCAUGCGAGAUAUCAAGGUGAAAUAUAUAGGUUUAUGCGAUCCCUGCGCUCACGUCACUUGUCCAGAUGGCACAAUAUGCAAGUUGGACUCACUGCGUCAGCCGGUUUGUCGAUGUUCAGAGCAAUGUCCAUUGACCAUUCGACCAGUGUGUGCUUCGAACGGAAAGACAUACCAAAAUGAAUGUUUCAUGGCGGUUGACGCAUGCAAGAGCAACGUCGAUCUGCGCAUGAUAUACGAAGGGACGUGCGAAUCUGGUGACAACCCAUGCUCUAAUAUGAAAUGUCUCCACGGCCAGCAGUGCUUCAUCGACAGCGACAGUCGGCCGUCUUGCAUGUGCGUGUACAACUGUCAGCCGGCAUUGAGAAUGGUGUGUGGCAAGGACGGCGUGACAUAUGACAACGAGUGCGAACUGAAAAAACGACGCAGCUUAUGCGGCGGCUACGAUUGUCCAAAUGGGGCCGUCUGUGUUAUUCGUCAUGGAAAGGCUGUGUGUCAAUGCCCAACAUGUAGAGACGAAUUUGAUCCGGUGUGUGGUUCGGACGGAAUUACUUAUAGCAACGAAUGCAAAAUGCGUAAGGAGGCAUGCUAUUCCAAAACUGACAUAUUCGUUUCGUACAAGGGCUUUUGUGACGGAUGCCAAAAUAACGCCUGCGAUUAUUAUGCGUAUUGUGUCAGCGAUGGACGAGGAAACAGUGAAUGCCGAUGUCCAGAUAUUUCGGAUUGCCGAGAGUCCAAAAAGGUAGUUUGCGGUACGGACGGUGUAACAUAUGAAAGCGAAUGUCAUCUUAGAGUUUCUGCCUGUCAGCAGCGUCUUUUUGUCAUGGUAGCAUCGGCUGGCGCCUGUGAUUCACCGGAUAAGACUGUGUUUGUACAAGUGACACCAGUUUCAGACUCUUGUCAAGAUAAACUGUGCGAGUUGGGUGCACGCUGUGAGAGCGGAAAAUGCGUCUGCCCUACUGCAUGUCCUCGCCCCUCAUUGACCGACAAAGUGUGUGGAAGCGAUGGACGCGUGUACGGAAGCAAAUGCUACUUGCAGAAGGCAUCCUGCAGCACUGGAAUGACCAUCGAAACAAUGCCUGCCGAAAAAUGUGCAGCAAAUCUUACUGUUGCAGCAUACGGUGAAUCAGGUACCGACUCAGUGCGUUACUUGCAUGCAGCAAAGUACCAGAAAAACGAACCUUGUAGCUGCCACAGAAGUGGAUCAUAUUCAGAUCAGUGCGAUGUCCUUGGGUACUGUCACUGUCGCCCACACGUCACUGGACGCAGGUGCGAUUACUGCCUUCCUGGAUACUGGGGUAUUCACCUAAUCACCAACGCAAGUGUCGUCGGUUGCCAACCUUGCUUGUGCUCUCCAUGGGGCUCGGUGCGAGACGACUGUGAACAGAAGACCGGACGAUGCGUAUGCAAGUCUGGCAUUAACGGAGCAAAAUGCGAUCUUUGUCCUGACGGUUCACCUAUCACCGCUGAUGGUUGCAGCACGCAGAAAAAAGAGCAGUCUGUCCAAAAGUGCGGUCCGGUCGUGUGCCGAUUUGGGUCUGUCUGUGAAACGCUCGGUGGCCGGCCUCAGUGCGUUUGCAGGGUCAACUGCAGCUCUUCCGACAGGACCUUACGUCAGGUUUGCGGCUCAGAUGGAGCAACGUACGGAUCGGUUUGUGAGCUUCUGAAAUCAUCCUGUCGCGAUGAAAAGGAUAUAAAAGUCGCAUCUUAUGGUCCAUGCGAAGAAGUCACGAAAAUUAAAAGGAAAAUAGUCGCCUUUCGGAAGCGAUCAUGGGCCAAAUUGGCAAGGCCCAAUAUUUAUUCCACUUCAUACAUACGAGCGGUUGUCAAACCUGAUGAAAUCAACGGCCUUAUCUUAUACGUUGGUCAGAGUAUCAACAAAAAAGGCGACUUUCUUAGCUUGAGUCUCAACGACGGUUAUGUGGAAUUCAGGUAUAACGUUGGAGACGGUCCUGUUGUGUUGAAGUCAACAGAAGCGCUGAAAGUCGGUGAAUGGCGCGAAAUCAAUGCAGAGAGAAUCCACGAUCAUGGAAAGUUGUUCGUCUCCCAGCAACGCACCGUCUUUUCUAUAAAGUCGAAGGGCAGAAAUGAAUGUGAUGAUAUGGCUUGCGGCUCUCCAGUAUGCAUGAACGCCGUCGGUUGCAUAGAUGUCAACCGUGAUUACACGUAUUGUAUAUGUCAGCCGAAGUUCACAGGCAAAUAUUGUGAGGUUCCUUUCGAUCCAUGCGAAGGCUCCUCGUGUAAGCCAGGCGGAACUUGUCGCUCCACGUCAAAUGGUUUUCUUUGCAACUGCUCUGAUGGCAAAUUGGCAUUAACCUGUGACCAAGACGAAACGUCUUUCUAUGACAGCGUCCCGGAAUUUUCUGGAAAAAGCUUCAUUGUGGUACAAGAAUCUUUAUCUGAUCUGGAGAACGUAUUUUCUAUAGAAGCCUGGUUAUACCCAUCAAACAUCAAUGGCAUUAUUCUCUAUGCGGCCAGUUUAAACGAAGAAGAUAAACACGGGAGUGGAGAUUUCAUUUUACUAUCUCUUGUUGAAGCGAAAUUGCGAUUCGCUUUUAACUUAGGAUCUGGAAUCACAGAAAUACGGACGCGAAAAAAUGUCGAUCUUAAAAAGUGGCAUCAUGUGACAGUGAGUAGACAUGCACGUAGUUGUUCCCUGAUUUUGGAUGGCGAAGUGCUGGGCAGCGGCGAAAGCGCGCCUCCUUUGACUCAGCUGAAUGUCAACCGAAAUCUGUUAUUCAUUGGAUAUGUACCAAACAGGGAUAUUCUGCAUCAUGCAUUUCGAACUUUGCCUGGCUUCCAAGGAGCUAUUCAAAGCGUUCAGUUAGGUGAAGGUCGUCGUAAUCUCUUAACAAAGAAAGACAUUUUACAUACAGGAAUAAAGCCAUUUGUUGGCCCACCUUGCUUUCCAAAUCCGUGUCUAAAUGAUGGAACAUGUAUUCAAAAAUGUGACAAUUUUAUAUGCCUGUGCUCUGGGCAUUUCAGCGGACGCUUGUGCACCCUAAGUCACAGUGCGUCCACUCCCAUAUUCCUCGACGGUGCCACUUCUUACAAGUAUAAUAACAGAGCAUCGUCAAGGUCAAAAAGACAGGUGUUUCUUUCGGUUGAUGCCGAAAGGCCACUAACUUCAGUUGCUCUUCCUGGAGCCACUGAGAUGAAUACUGACGGGAUGCUAUGGAUUGGUGGUCAUCAGGAACCUCCUUACGCUGGCAGAUUCUCAGAGCUCGCUCAUAGGUUCUUCACUGGCUGUGUCAGUGAGCUGGUUGUGCAAUCAAUUCCCCUGGAUCUAGUACGACACGCGCUCGAGCCGGCUAAGGCUAUUUCGUUUUGCAGUUGA